AUGCGAAGCCAUCUCACCACCGCCCUGCCUCUGCUGGCCGCCACGCCGCUGGCCUCGGCCCAGAUCAACAAAUGGGCCCAGGCUGCCGGCCUCAAGUACUUUGGCGCGGCCACGGACACACCCGGUCAGCGUGAGCGCGCCGGUCUGGAGGCGGCCUACCCCCAGUACGACGCCAUCCUCGCCGACAAUGACAUGUUCGGCUCCACGACGCCCACCAACGGGCAAAAGUGGCUCUUUGUCGAGCCCGAGCAGGGCGUCUUCAACUUCACCGAGGGCGACAUCACCGCCGACCUCGCCGCCGAGCAGGGCAAGAUCCUCCGCUGCCACGCCCUCGUCUGGCACUCGCAGCUCGCCCCCUGGGUCGAGGCCACCGAGUGGACGCCCGAGACGCUCACAGAGGCCAUCACGCUGCACGUCAACACCGUUGCCGAGCACUACAAGGGCCAGUGCUACGCCUGGGACGUGGUCAACGAGGCGCUCAACGAGGACGGCACCUGGCGCGAGAGCAUCUUCUACGAGGUCCUUGGCGAGGACUACAUCAAGCUCGCCUUCCGCCUCGCCGCCGAGGCGGAUCCCGAGGCCAAGCUGUACUACAACGACUACAACAUUGAGCGCCCCGGCGGCAAGGUCAACGGCGCGCUGCGCAUCGUGGAGAUGCUUCAGGCGGACGGCAUCCGCAUCGAUGGUGUCGGUAUGCAGGCGCACUUUGUCGCGGGCGGGUCUCCCACCCUCGACGAGCAGAUCGAGGUCAUCGAAUCGUACGCCGCGCUCGGCGUCGAGGUCGCCCUCACGGAGUUGGACGUGAGACUGGACACCCUCCCCCCCACCGAGGAGACCCUCGCGCUCCAGAAGGAGGACUACAAGAACGCCGUCGGCGCCUGUGCCCAGGUCGAUGCCUGCAUCGGCAUCACCAUGUGGGACUUUUACGACCCCUUCAGCUGGGUUCCCUACACCUUUGAGGGUGAGGGCGCCGCGCUGCUCUGGUUCGAGGACUUUACCGUGCACCCGGCGUACUAUGGUGUCCUUGCCGCGCUCAAGAACGCCACGGGCCUGUGCGCGAGCAAGGCCAAGCGCGGCAUGGCGCAGCUGUUCAACGCAUAG
Molecule: messenger RNA, 1101 nt
Organism: Emericellopsis cladophorae
Lineage: Eukaryota; Fungi; Ascomycota; Sordariomycetes; Hypocreales; Bionectriaceae
Product: xylanase
Exons: 2
Coding region: 1-1101 (366 amino acids)
Biological process (GO): carbohydrate metabolic process
Molecular function (GO): hydrolase activity, hydrolyzing O-glycosyl compounds
Source: RefSeq, a predicted model, not a curated record